AUGCCCUCAAAGCUCUCGAUGAUUUCAAGUCACUAUCAGCUAUCAUUGGCCUUCUGGUAGCUGAUAGUAAGUGUGAGGUGUUCCUACCUCCUUCUGACUCAUCUCUUUCUUCCAUGCCCAGCACAAAUGUAGGGACAGUAGUACUCGGCUGUCCUAUUGGAUGCUCUUCAUUUGUUUCAUCACAUUGCAUAUCUUUUGUUGAGUCGGGUCAACUUCUUUGUGACAAGAUAUGCCAGUUGGGUGAUGCUCAAUGCUCAAUGUUACUCUUGCGUCACUGUCAUGUCUCAAGAACGAACCAUUUAGCUAGAUCUGUGCCUCCUGCAUUCUUGCAACCAUCAAAAACCAAACUCAUGACACCUUCAAGGCUAUUCUAUCACUUUAAUCCAUCACUGAAUCAAAAUGGAGUCAAUGUAACAUGCCUGUGAAAUAUGGAGGUUUAGGCUUGACGUCUGUAAAAGAUGUUGCCUCUGCGGCAUAUCUAGCAAGUUGGGCUCAUUCUGCAGCUACUUUGCCUAAAAGGUUCCAACUCUUUGGGAGUCACCUUAACGAUUCUCUUGGUCAUGGUAACGUUUCUCAAGUGAGAGAACUUUGUGAUCUACUUGUCAACCACACAAAGCUUCAGCACCGUCUCUCUGCCCAAGUCUUUUCAAGCAGAGUCGAGAUGUGUCUACAGACAGCUGGUGAUGCCAAAGACAAGGCUCGUUUAAGAUCCGUUCAAGGAAAAGUUACUGGCUCAUGGCUAGAAGCGGUUCCAUCCUUAGAAAAGCUUGCAUUCAACCACAUCGAGUUUGACCUAGCGGCUCUAUUGAGGAUGGGUUGCCCGAUGCCAUUUGGAGGUUGGCUGUCAUACUGUGAAUGUGGGAAAGUUCUCGACAAAGACGGAUACCAUCUUCUUAGUUGUAAACAUGGAGGAGGGCUUUUACAUGACUUCAACUAA
Messenger RNA from Corticium candelabrum, 937 nucleotides. RefSeq lists its product as uncharacterized. Lineage: Eukaryota; Metazoa; Porifera; Homoscleromorpha; Homosclerophorida; Plakinidae. The transcript has a single exon. The coding region runs from base 416 to 937 and encodes 173 amino acids. The record is from RefSeq and is a predicted model, not a curated record.